AUCCUGAUCCAGUGCCAUCCCCAGGGCUCCUUCCAGUUGCAGAGCCAGAAAAGGGGUCUACUAUGGAACUAGAGACAGCACCAGUUAUGUUUCAACCAUCAUCUCAAGUGUCAGAGCCAGCAUCACCUCCAUCAGCUGUUCCAGAGCUGGAACAAGUGUUAACAUCUUCUUCAGCAUAUGUGCCAGGUCCACAGCUACAAUCAGCUCAAUCAUCAGCUUUACUUAGAAUUUUAACUCCAGCUCUAAAAAUAGAGACAGAGCCAACUCCAGUGCCAGAGCCUUCCUGCCACUGGCAUGUAACCCCAAAGAACCAGCUGAAUGAGGAGAAGCCCAGCCUCAUGGACUUCCCUCCCAAGCUGGUGGCAGAGCAGCUAACGUACAUAGAUGCGGAGCUGUUCAAGAAGGUGCUGCCUCAUCAGUGCCUGGGCUCCAUCUGGUCCAAGCGGAAUAAGCCUGGUAAUGAGCACCUGGCACCCACAGUCUGUGCUACCGUCACCCAAUUUAACAGCGUGGUCAACUGUGUCAUCACCACCUGCCUUGGAAACUCAAGAAUGAUAGCCCAGGACAGGGCCAUGGUGGUGGAGCACUGGAUAAAGGUGGCCAAGGCCUGUCAAAUCAUGAGGAACUACUCUUCACUGCAUGCCAUCCUCUCUGCUCUGCAGAGUGCCUCAAUUUACCGUCUGAAGAAGACAUGGGAGAGAGUUUCCGGGAAGAGCUUUCAAAAAUUUAAAAAGCUGUGCACUGAAGAUAACCCACAGAGAAGGGAACUGCUCCUGAAGGAGCGGCCAUCUAAAUGGGCCACCCUGAUGAUGAGCCUCCAGAGAGCCCAGAAAAGGCUGCAGAAGAAGGGUGUUGUCCCCUUCCUUGGCACUUUCCUCACUGACAUGGUGAUGCUGGACACUGCAAUGAAGGACUAUCUGAAGGUGAGUGAACCUCUAGAUUGUGUAGGAGGGCCCAGAAUCCUGAGGUUUGGGAGUGGAGAACACCU
This is a messenger RNA of Herpailurus yagouaroundi (jaguarundi), 988 nucleotides long. Its product is annotated as ral guanine nucleotide dissociation stimulator-like. NCBI's taxonomy places the organism in Eukaryota, Metazoa, Chordata, Mammalia, Carnivora, Felidae. Gene Ontology annotation, molecular function: guanyl-nucleotide exchange factor activity. The record is from RefSeq and is a predicted model, not a curated record. Gene Ontology annotation, cellular component: plasma membrane. The annotation marks the transcript as partial. The transcript has 6 exons. Gene Ontology annotation, biological process: Ras protein signal transduction.